AUGCCUGACGUCAAGACCGAUGUCUUCUACGGUGGUACUCCAAUCGCUAGAGACUUGGAGAAGUUGAAGAACAAAGAGACCUGUCCUCACAUUGUAGUCGCUACUCCCGGUAGAUUGCACGCUCUCGUGAAGGAGAAGGGCAUUCGUUUGAACAACGUCAAGUCCUUCGUCAUCGAUGAGUGUGACAAGGUCUUGGAGUCCUUGGACAUGAGAAGAGAUGUCCAAGACAUCUUCAGAAACACCCCUCACCAGAAGCAAGUGAUGAUGUUCUCGGCCACUUUGUCCCAAGAGAUCCGUCCUGUUUGUAAGAAGUUCAUGCAAACCCCAUUGGAGAUUUACGUCGACGAUGAGGCCAAGUUGACCUUGCACGGUUUGCAACAAUACUACCUCAAAUUGCAAGAGGCCGAGAAGAACAAGAAGUUGGCUGACUUGUUGGACUCCUUGGAGUUCAACCAGGUCAUCAUCUUCGUCAGAUCUACCCAGAGAGCUGUUGAGUUGAACAAGUUGUUGUGUGCUUGUAACUUCCCAUCCAUUGCUGUCCACUCCGGUUUGAAGCAAGAGGAGAGAAUCGCCAGAUACAAGUCCUUUAAGGAGUUCAACAAGCGUAUCUGUGUCUCCACCGAUGUCUUCGGUAGAGGUAUCGAUAUCGAGCGUAUCAACUUGGCCAUCAACUACGACUUGCCUGCUGAGGCCGACCAGUACUUGCACAGAGUCGGUAGAGCUGGUAGAUUCGGUACCAAGGGUUUGGCCGUCUCCUUUGUCUCUUCCAAGGAGGACGAGGAAGUUUUGGAGAAGAUCCAGUCUAGAUUCGACGUCAAGGUCACCGAGUUCCCUGAGGAGGGUGUCGAUCCAUCCACCUACAUGAACACCUAA
Messenger RNA from Australozyma saopauloensis, 873 nucleotides. RefSeq names its product ATP-dependent RNA helicase (gene SUB2). Bases 1 to 873 code for a protein of 290 amino acids. The transcript has a single exon. Lineage: Eukaryota; Fungi; Ascomycota; Pichiomycetes; Serinales; Metschnikowiaceae. Gene Ontology annotation, molecular function: RNA helicase activity; ATP binding; RNA binding. Gene Ontology annotation, biological process: mRNA export from nucleus; mRNA splicing, via spliceosome. The record is from RefSeq and is a predicted model, not a curated record.